This is a messenger RNA of Zingiber officinale, 1926 nucleotides long. Its product is annotated as beta-eudesmol synthase-like. Gene Ontology annotation, biological process: diterpenoid biosynthetic process. The record is from RefSeq and is a predicted model, not a curated record. Lineage: Eukaryota; Viridiplantae; Streptophyta; Magnoliopsida; Zingiberales; Zingiberaceae. The transcript is spliced from 7 exons. Gene Ontology annotation, molecular function: magnesium ion binding; terpene synthase activity. The coding region runs from base 73 to 1725 and encodes 550 amino acids.
UUAACCAUGUUCAUCUGAGAUUAUAAAUACCAAGCGAAAGGUAGCCAAAGAGCACAACAACUCAUAAUUAAGAUGGAGAAGCAAUCAGUAACCCUUGUGAGUGAUGACCAAGGGAUAGUUCGUAAGUCAACAAAAUAUCAUCCAAGUGUUUGGGGUGAUUAUUUCAUUCGAAACUCGUCUCUCAAUCUAUUAGAGGAGUCCACUCAAAGGAUGAGAGAGAGAGUGGAAGAAUUAAAGGUGCAAGUAAAGAGCAUGUUCAAGGAAACUAGUGACAUAUUGCAGAUUAUGAAUUUGAUUGAUUCAAUUCAACUUCUAAGAUUGGACUAUCAUUUUGAGAAUGAAAUAGAUGACGCACUAAGAUUGAUCUUUGAGGUUGACGACAAGAACUACGGGCUUUAUGAAACUUCUCUUAGAUUUCGAUUACUUAGGCAACGUGGAUAUAAUGUUUCUACAGAUACUUUUAACAAGUUCAAAGAUGACAAUGGAAGCUUUAUAUCUACCUUGAAUGGAGAUGCAAAGGGAUUACUAAGCUUCUAUAAUGCGUCUUAUCUUGCAACACAUGGAGAGCUCAUACUUGAUGAAGCUAAUUAUUUUACAAAGUCUCAGCUAGUAUCCUUAUUGAGUGAGCUUGAACAACCUUUAGAGACACAAGUAUCUCUUUUCUUGGAAGUACCACUAUGUCGAAGAAUUAAAAGUCUUUUGGCAAGAAUAUAUAUUCCUAUUUAUCAAAAGGAUGCAAUGCGAAAUGAUAUUAUUUUAGAACUUGCAAAAUUGGAUUUCAAUCUAUUGCAAUCUCUUCAUAAAGAGGAAUUGAAGAAACUUUCGAUAUGGUGGAAUGAUUUAGCACUUGCUAAAUCACUAAAGUUUGCCCGUGAUCGAAUUGUGGAAGGUUAUUAUUGGGUUCUUGGUAUGUAUCAUGAGCCUCAAUUUUCUUGUGCACGAGUGAUGUGCACCAAAGCAUUUUGUGUUCUAUCAAUUAUGGAUGAUAUUUAUGAUAACUAUAGCACAUUGGAUGAGCGCAGACUAUUAACUGAAGCAAUAAAGAGGUGGAAUCAUCAAGCUGUCGAUUCUUUACCAGAAUAUAUAAAGGAUUUUUAUCUCAAGCUAUUAAAGAUUUUCGAAGAAUUUGAAGCAGAGUUGGAAGUUAAUGAGAAGUACCGUGUGCAAUACCUUCAAAAUGAAUUUAAAGCUGUAGCCAUAGCAUAUUUUGAGGAAUCUAAGUGGGGUGUGGAGGGAUAUGUGCCAUCACUUGACGAACACUUGCGUGUUUCAUUGAUCUCCUCCGCAUGUUCUAUGGUCAUUUGUUCCAUGUGUUUGGGUAUGGGAGAAGUGGCAACAAAAGAGAUAUUCAAGUGGUAUUCUAGUUUUCCUAAGCCCGUGGAAGCUUGCUCUAUAAUUGGUAGACUCCUCAAUGAUAUAAGAUCACAUGAGAUGGAGCAAGAGAGAGACCAUGCUGCCUCUACAGUGGAAAGUUACAUGAAAGAGCAUGGCACGGAUGUAAAAGUUGCAUGUAAGAAGCUACGAGAGACAGUGGAGAAAGCAUGGAAGGAUUUAAAUAAGGAAAGUCUUAAUCCAACACCAGUAGCUCGACCUAUAAUUGAAAGAAUACUUAGCUUUUCAAUCUCAAUGGAAGACGUAUAUAGGUACACCGAUGAGUACACCAAUUCUGAUAAUAAAAUGAAAGAUAAUAUCUCUUUGGUGUUGGUUGAACCUAUUCCUAUAUAAGGGUGUGACUUCUUUAAUAAAUUAUAGUGGGAAGAGUAUGUUGAAAAUCAUUAGAGGCAACCACUUCAGUGUGAGGAUGAUCAAUUCCCUAGCUAUCAAUGUUUGAAUAAAUCAAACUUAUAUUUGGAUGGUGUAUGGAAAGUUAUAAUUGAUAUGUAGUGAUAUCUUAUGUAUCUUUCUAAAUAAAAAUUGCACUUUUGC